Messenger RNA from Oppiella nova, 368 nucleotides. NCBI's taxonomy places the organism in Eukaryota, Metazoa, Arthropoda, Arachnida, Sarcoptiformes, Oppiidae. The record is from the annotation of a GenBank genome assembly.
AACUUCAUUAAAGUUUACAAACUUCACUUACCUGGGAAAUGGGUGUGUCAUGUGGUGCAUCAGUGAUCACCAUUAUCUUGGUUAUAUUUAACUUUAUAUGGCUGGCACUGGGCGGGGUAAUAUUAUGGUUGGGUAUCAAGAUCGCUAUCUGGUCCGGUGACCUAGGCAAUAUCCAAGAAAACAACUGGCUAAUAGGUGCCUGUGUGGUCAUACUGGUGGGAGUCCUAAUAGUUAUAUUGGCAUUCCUGGGCUGUUGUGGUGCUAUCAAACAGAGCCCCUGUAUGUUAUGUACAUACGGAUUUAUUAUACUGAUCUUGGUGAUAUUGGAGGGUGUGGGCGCGUAUUUUGCUUUUACGUACAAACAUGAC